Messenger RNA from Phaeoacremonium minimum UCRPA7, 951 nucleotides. RefSeq names its product putative steroid alpha reductase family protein. Lineage: Eukaryota; Fungi; Ascomycota; Sordariomycetes; Togniniales; Togniniaceae. Gene Ontology annotation, biological process: very long-chain fatty acid biosynthetic process. Gene Ontology annotation, molecular function: oxidoreductase activity, acting on the CH-CH group of donors. Bases 1 to 951 code for a protein of 316 amino acids. The record is from RefSeq and is a predicted model, not a curated record. The transcript is spliced from 3 exons.
AUGGCGUCAAAAAUAACGCUCAAGCUUGCCCCGCGCUCCUCGAAGCAGCGGGUCAAGAAGCUCCCCGCUUCAAUUGAGAUCCCCGGCGAUGCCACGAUCGAGGACACGAAGCAGGCCAUCGCCAAGGCCUCCGGCGUUAGUGAUUACAACCGUAUUGGCGUAUUCAACCCCUCCACACGAAAGAACAUCAAGGACCGAAAGGCCUUGAUCCGAGACAACCAGGAUAUAGUGUCCAAGGGCGAGGUCCUCGUGCAGGAUCUGGGACUGCAAAUGGGUUGGAGGCUGGUCUACGUUAUCGAAUACUUAGGCCCCCUACUCUUCCACUUCCUCUUCCUCUACGGGCGUCCCUACCUGGCCAAGGUUGAUCCUUUCUUCUACAAGGACGCCGACAAGGCACCGGCGACUACGAUCCAAUGGGUCAUCUAUUACCUGUUCCAGCUGCAUUUCAUCAAGCGUGAGAUCGAGACCAUCUUCAUUCACAGGUUUUCCGCCAACACCAUGCCCGCGUGGAACAUCUUCCGCAACUCUGCCUUCUACUGGCUCGAGGCCGGUCUUCUAUGCGCUUUCUUCAUCUACUCGCCCAAGUCCUUUGCCGCGAGAGACGAAUUCACCCCCCUGGAUCUUUUCGGCCUGGUGCUCUUCGUCUACGGAGAGAUCUGCAACGCCAUUGUGCACAUACAUCUCGCUGGUCUCCGGAAGCCCGGUGGCACCGAGAAGGGCAUCCCGAACUGCAUUGGUUCUUCUCUUGUGACCUGCCCCAACUACAUGUUCGAGGUCAUCGCCUGGGUUGGUGUGAUUCUGAUCUCCAGAGAGUGGUCCGUCAUUGCGUUCAUCUGCACGGGCAGCAUCUACAUGAGGAACUGGUCUCGGGAUAAGGAAAGGGCGCUCAGGACCACCUUCGGCGACAAGUACAAGAAGCACAAGUACACCAUGCUUCCAGGCCUGAUCUGA